Paramuricea clavata is the source of this 1368-nucleotide messenger RNA. The record is from the annotation of a GenBank genome assembly. Lineage: Eukaryota; Metazoa; Cnidaria; Anthozoa; Malacalcyonacea; Plexauridae.
AGUUGCUUAUAUUUUGCACAGGUGUUUUCAAGUUGCAAGACGGGGGAGCACUCGAAACUCGGCAUUGUGUCUUUGGAAAUAGACAUUGAGCAGAUGGUGAGAAUGCUUAAGAUGAGCACAGCAGUUUAACUAUUGUAAAUAUAGUAGAGUAAAAAUAAAGAGUGUGUGGCAAAUACCGUCUGAAGAUUGUAAUGAACUUUACCGUAAAAAGUCUAACAGUUGUCUUCGAAUUCAAUACAGUACUAGAUUGUGUAUUGUUUACACGAAGAUAUACUAAGUUUACAAACCACGCAGCAAAACAAUGAGCACAACAGCAAACAAUUAUACAGUGAACACAACAGCAAAUGGAACAGCCUUCUUCAAAUUCACUGUCGCAAUGCCGUUGUGUGUUGUGAACGUUAUCUUCACAUUUGUUGGAACAUUUUUAAACUCUGUUGUCAUAAUGAGUCUAUGUAAUUCACAUUUGCGAAGAAAAUUAUGUUACUUCAUGAUUCUCGUUCUGUCUUGUUUUGACCUCGCCGUGGUUGUUAUCUUUCAUCCAUUGAUAAUUUUGGAAACUAUAUGCAGGUGGUUGUCCAUGACUGAUUAUUAUUCUGUCGACCUGUUGUAUCUUGAACAUUUAUUUGCGUUUUCGUUGACCGCACUUUUAACUAUGACUCUGGAAAGAUAUCUUGCUGUGGUGUACCCAUUUUUUCACGAGAAUUCCGUGACAAAAUCAAGAUUGUUAGCUAUUUUUGUGCUAAUGCAAUUGCCAUUUGGAGUUCCCUAUUUUGCGCUUCUAAACCGAACCUUAGAGACGUACAUAGAAGCGUGUUUACUUGCCCUCAUCACAGCGGUGUUCUCCGUGAUGUAUUUUCUUAACUACAAAAUAUUUUCCACGGUGGAAAGAUUAAGAAAACGCGUGGCCAUAACUCUGGGAACUUUUGAUUCUGAGGAGGAAAAUAUUAAAGUCAAGAAACAUAACUUUUCUCUGGGCAAAGUUUCCACAUGCUUGCUAGCGAUUUUUUGUCUGUCUGUAUGCUAUUUUCCAACUGUUGUUAUUUGUGUCUUAAAGCUGAUGCGAGUGUUUGGCCACAAUGAUGAUCAUAACAACGGAACACUUAUUGUCAUACGCCUUUGGGAGGACACUUUCCUCACCAUCAAUUCAACUUUGAAUUGCUUGAUAUUUUUCUACAAGAACAGUGCCUUACGCCGACGUGGAAUUAAGAUUAUGAAGAAAUGUUUAUGUGCGAGAUUUCGAUAUCAUAAACGCAUGAUGGACACCACAACGCCAAUAUAUCAUUAUCAUCACUAUCUCGUUCAUAAUAUAACCAUGUAGGCAUAGUUCUACAGAUUGCGGUGUCCUUGGCAAGCACCGGAAACAAAUAC